This is a messenger RNA of Rhinopithecus roxellana (golden snub-nosed monkey), 15192 nucleotides long. RefSeq names its product Fraser extracellular matrix complex subunit 1 (gene FRAS1). The record is from RefSeq and is a predicted model, not a curated record. NCBI's taxonomy places the organism in Eukaryota, Metazoa, Chordata, Mammalia, Primates, Cercopithecidae. Gene Ontology annotation, molecular function: protein binding. Gene Ontology annotation, cellular component: membrane. Gene Ontology annotation, biological process: cell communication.
GGCUGGGCUCCUCCAUCGUGGGUGCCGACGCGGCGAUGGGUGUCCUCAAAGUGUGCCUCGGGCUGGCCCUAGCGUUGGCAGAAUUUGCAGUAUUGCCUCAUCAUUCCGAAGGUGCUUGUGUCUAUCAGGGUUCCUUGUUGGCGGAUACCACAAUUUGGAAGCCUGAUUCAUGCCAGAACUGCCGUUGCCAUGGUGAUAUCGUUAUCUGCAAACCUGCUGUUUGCAGAAACCCUCAAUGUGCCUUUGAGAAGGGAGAAGUGCUUCAAAUUGCUGCCAACCAAUGCUGCCCUGAGUGUGUUUUGAGGACUCCAGGAUCUUGCCAUUAUGAAAAGAAAAUCCAUGAGCAUGGGACAGAAUGGGCCUCUUCUCCAUGUAGUGUGUGCUCUUGCAAUCAUGGGGAAGUCCGAUGUACCCCUCAACCAUGCCCACCGCUGUCAUGUGGACACCAGGAGUUGGCAUUCAUCCCUGAAGGAAGCUGCUGCCCAGUUUGUGUGGGCCCUGGGAAACCCUGUUCCUAUGAAGGCCGUGUGUUUCAGGAUGGGGAGGACUGGCAGCUGAGCCGGUGUGCCAAAUGUCUGUGUAGAAAUGGGGUUGCGCAGUGCUUCACAGCUCAGUGUCAGCCUCUAUUUUGCAACCAGGACGAGACUGUAGUCCGAGUCCCUGGAAAAUGUUGCCCGCAGUGCUCUGCACGAUCCUGCUCUGCAGCUGGCCAAGUAUAUGAGCAUGGUGAGCAGUGGAGUGAAAAUGCCUGCACCACGUGUAUAUGUGACCGGGGUGAGGUCAGAUGUCACAAGCAGGCCUGCCCGCCCCUGAGAUGCGGAAAGGGUCAGAGCAGGGCUCGGCGUCAUGGGCAAUGCUGUGAGGAAUGUAUGUCUCCUGCCGGGAGCUGUUCCUAUGAUGGGAUUGUGCGGUACCAGGAUGAAAUGUGGAAGGGCUCGGCCUGUGAGUUCUGCAUGUGUGAUCAUGGCCAAGUGACCUGCCAGACUGGAGAGUGUUCCAAAGUGGAGUGUGCCCGGGGUGAAGAAUUAAUUCACUUAGAUGGAAAAUGUUGUCCUGAAUGCAUUUCGAGGAAUGGUUAUUGUGUUUAUGAAGGAAACGGAAAAUUCAUGUCCUCAAAUGCUAGUGAAGUUAAACGUAUUCCAGAGGGAGAGAAGUGGGAAGAUGGCCCUUGCAAGGUGUGUGAGUGCCGAGGGGCUCAGGUAACUUGCUAUAAGCCCUCUUGCCCACCAUGUCCAGUGGGCACACUGGCCUUAGAGGUGAAGGGACGGUGCUGUCCAGACUGCACAUCAGUUCAUUGCCAUCCAGAUUGUUUGACAUGCUCUCACUCUCCAGACCACUGUGACCUCUGCCAAGAUCCUACCAAGUUACUGCAGAAUGGACGGUGUGUGCACAGCUGUGGUCUGGGUUUUUACCAAGCUGGCAGUCUCUGUUUAGCCUGCCAGCCCCAGUGCUCCACGUGUACCAGUGGGCUGGAGUGCUCAUCCUGCCAGCCUCCCCUGCUGAUGCGACACGGGCAGUGUGUGUCUACCUGUGGGGACGGCUUCUACCAAGAUCACCAUUCCUGUGCAGUCUGCCAUGAGUCCUGUGCAGGCUGCUGGGGCCCAGCGGAGAAGCACUGCUUGGCCUGCAGAGAUCCCCUCCACGUGCUGAGAGAUGGCCGCUGUGAUAGCAGCUGUGGAAAAGGCUUCUACAACAAGCAGGGCACCUGUAGCGCUUGUGACCAAUCCUGUGAGACUUGUGGGCCCAGUAGCCCCAGGUGUCUUACCUGUACUGAGAAGACAGUGCUGCAUGAUGGGAAAUGCAUGUCUGAAUGCCCUGGUGGGUACUAUGCUGAUGCCAUUGGCAGGUGCAAAGUUUGUCAUAACUCGUGUGCCAGCUGCUCUGGGCCCACAGCCUCUCACUGUACAGCCUGCAGCCCCCCCAAGGUUCUGCGUCAAGGCCACUGUCUGCCCCACUGUGGAGAGGGCUUCUACUCUGACUACGAGGUCUGCAAAGCCUGUCACUCCUCCUGCCUGGCUUGUAUGGGUCCUGCGCCCUCUCACUGUACUGGGUGUAAGAAGCCAGAGGAAGGACUGCAAGUGGAGCAACUGUCUGGGGUGGGCAUCCCCUCUGGCGAGUGUCUAGCCCAGUGUAGAGCCCAUUUUUACUUGGAGAGCACUGGCAUAUGUGAAGCUUGCCACCAGUCCUGUUUCAGAUGUGCAGGGAAAAGCUCACGUAACUGCACAGACUGUGGGCCUUCCCAUGUGCUAUUGGAUGGGCAGUGCCUCUCCCAGUGCCCAGAUGGCUACUUUCACCAGGAAGGUAAUUGCACAGAAUGUCACCCAACCUGCAGGCAGUGCCGUGGGCCGUUGGAGUCUGACUGUAUCUCCUGUUACCCUCACGUCUCUCUUACCAAUGGUAACUGCAGGACUAGCUGCAGGGAAGAGCAGUUCCUUAACCUCGUGGGAUCCUGUGCUGACUGCCAUCCCCUGUGCCAGCACUGUGCAGCUGAUCACAACACCGGGAGCAUCUGCCUGAGGUGCCACAAUGCCCGCUACCUGCUGCUCGGGGACCACUGUGUUCCUGACUGCCCUUCAGGAUACUAUGCAGAGAGAGGAGCUUGUAAAAAAUGUCACUCCUCGUGCAGAACCUGCCAGGGCAGAGGACCUUUCUCCUGCUCCUCAUGUGACACCAACCUCGUGCUGUCCCACACUGGCACCUGCAGCACCACCUGCUUCCCUGGGCACUAUCUUGAUGACGAUCACGUUUGCCAGCCAUGCAACACACAGUGUGGAAGCUGUGAUUCACAGGCCAGCUGUACCUCCUGCCGAGAUCCAAACAAGGUUCUGCUCUUUGGGGAAUGUCAGUACGAGAACUGUGCCCCACAGUACUAUCUUGACUUCUCCACCAACAGGUGCAAAGAGUGUGAUUGGAGCUGCAGUGCCUGCAGUGGGCCCCUGAAAACAGACUGCCUGCAGUGCAUGGAUGGCUACGUUCUCCAGGAUGGGGCCUGUGUGGAGCAGUGCCGGUCAUCAUUUUACCAGGACUUGGGCCUCUGCAAGAACUGUGACAGCUACUGUCUCCAGUGCCAAGGUCCCCAUGAGUGUACCCGCUGUGAAGGGCCAUUUCUCCUCUUGGAAGCCCAGUGCGUCCAGGAAUGUGGGAAGGGGUACUUUGCAGAUCAUGUAAAGCACAAAUGCACAGCCUGUCCUCGGGGGUGCUUGCAGUGCAGCCGCAGGGACCGUUGUCACCUCUGUGGCCAUGGGUUCUUUCUGAAGAGUGGCCUCUGUGUUUACAACUGUGUUCCUGGCUUUUCUGCCCACUCCUCUAAUGAGACAUGUUCUGGCAAAAUACAUACCCCUAGUCUUCAUGUGAAUGGUUCCCUGAUCCUCCCAAUUGGUUCAAUAAAGCCACUGGAUUUUUCCCUCCUGAAUGUCCAAGACCAGGAGGGUAGGGUCGAAGAUCUCCUGUUUCAUGUUGUGAGUGCUCCCACCAAUGGUCAGCUAGUGCUCUCAAGAAAUGGAAAAGAGGUUCAGCUGGACAAGGCUGGACGUUUUAGCUGGAAAGAUGUGAACGAGAAGAAAGUGCGUUUUGUGCACAGCAAAGAAAAACUCAGGAAAGGUUACUUUUUCCUGAAAAUUAGUGACCAGCAGUUCUUCUCUGAGCCACAGCUGAUCAACAUACAAGCGUUUUCAACACAGGCCCCCUAUGUGCUGAGAAAUGAGGUUCUCCACAUUAGCAGAGGAGAGAGGGCAACCAUCACCACCCAGCUGCUUGACAUCCGAGAUGAUGAUAACCCACAGGAUGUGGUCGUUGAAGUAAUCGAUCCUCCACUUCAUGGCCAAUUGCUUCAAACACUUCAGUCCCCUGCAGCCCCUAUCGAUCAAUUCCAGCUGGAUGAACUCUCUAGAGGCCUUCUCCACUAUGCUCAUGAUGGUUCAGACAGCACAUCCGAUGUUGCAGUCUUGCAGGCGAAUGAUGGACACUCCUUCCAUAAUAUACUGUUCCAAGUGAAGACCGUGCCUCAGAAUGAUAGAGGUCUUCAACUUGUGGCUAAUUCAAUGGUGUGGGUUCCAGAAGGGGGCAUGCUGCAGAUCACCAACAAAAUCUUACAGGCUGAGGCUCCUGGUGCCAGUGCUGAAGAAAUCAUCUACAAGAUUACACAAGACUACCCCCAAUUUGGGGAGGUGGUCCUUCUGGUGAAUAUGCCUGCAGACAGCCCUGCAGAUGAAGGGCAGCACCUGCCUGAUGGGAGGACGGCUACCCCCACCAGCACCUUCACCCAGCAGGACAUCAAUGAAGGCAUCGUAUGGUACAGGCACUCAGGAGCCCCAGCCCAGAGCGACUCCUUCCGCUUCCAGGUGUCCAGUGCCUCUGAUGCCCAGACCCGCCUGGAGAGCCGCAUGUUCAACAUCGCGAUCUUACCACAGACACCUGAAGCACCUAAACUGUCUGUGGAAGCAUCUCUCCAUAUGACUGCUCGAGAAGAUGGCCUGACUGUCAUUCAGCCUCAUUCCCUCUCCUUUAUAAACUCUGAGAGGCCAAGUGGAAAGAUUGUCUACAAUAUCACUCUACCUCUGCAUCCAAAUCAAGGUAUCAUCGAGCACCGGGACCACCCUCACUCUCCUAUCCGGUAUUUCACGCAAGAGGAUAUUAACCAGGGCAAAGUCAUGUACCGCCCUCCCCCAGCAGCACCCCACCUCCAGGAGCUCAUGGCCUUCUCGUUUGCUGGUCUCCCAGAAUCAGUGAAAUUCCACUUCACAGUUUCGGAUGGAGAACACACAAGUCCGGAGAUGGUCCUCACCAUUCACUUACUGCCCAGUGAUCAGCAACUGCCAGUGUUCCAGGUCACAGCUCCACGGCUGGCGGUCAGCCCAGGAGGCAGCACUUCUGUAGGACUUCAGGUGGUAGUAAGAGACGCUGAGACAGCACCCGAAGAACUCUUCUUUGAGCUUCGGAGACCUCCCCAGCAUGGUGUGCUCCUUAAGCACACAGCUGUGUUCCGAAGGCCAAUGGCCACAGGUGACACUUUCACCUAUGAGGAUAUUGAGAAAAACGCUCUGCAGUAUAUACAUGAUGGUUCCUCUGCCCGGGAAGACAGCAUGGAGAUCUCAGUCACAGAUGGCCUCACGGUGACAAUGCUGGAAGUGAGAGUAGAGGUGUCCCUGUCAGAAGACCAAGGGCCUCGACUGGCUGCUGGCUCCUCUCUAAGCAUUACUGUUGCCAGUAAAAGCACAGCCAUAAUCACUAGGUCACACCUUGCUUACGUGGAUGAUUCUUCCCCCGACCCAGAGAUCUGGAUUCGGUUAAAUUAUCUGCCCACAUAUGGUACUCUCUUAAGAACCUCAGGACCUGAGGUGGAAGAACUCUCAGAAUUUUCCAAUUUCACAAUGGAAGACAUCAAUAACAAGAAAAUCAGAUACUCAGCUGUGUUUGAAACAGAUGGUCAUCUGGUUACUGAUAGCUUCUAUUUCUCUGUCUCUGACAUGGACCACAACCAUCUGGAUAAUCAGAUGUUUACCAUCAUGAUCACUCCUGCUGAAAAUCCACCUCCAGUCAUUGCUUUUGCUGACCUUAUCACGGUUGACGAGGGAGGGAGAGCCCCACUCUCAUUUCACCAUUUUUUUGCUACUGAUGAUGAUGACAACCUCCAGGGAGAUGCCAUCAUUAAACUAAGUGCUCUGCCCAAAUAUGGCUGCAUUGAGAACACAGGAACAGGUGAUCGUUUUGGCCCUGAAACUACCAGUGACCUAGAGGCAUCAUUUCCUGUUCAAGACGUCCUGGAAAACUACAUUUACUACUUUCAGAGUGUUCAUGAAAGCAUUGAGCCAACCCAUGAUAUUUUUAGUUUUUAUGUGAGUGAUGGAACCAGUCGUUCAGAAAUCCACAGCAUCAAUAUCACCAUUGAGAGGAAGAAUGAUGAGCCUCCCAGGAUGACCUUGCAGCCCCUUAGAGUACAGCUGAGCUCAGGAGUGGUGAUAAGCAAUUCUUCUUUGAGCCUGCAAGACAUGGAUACCCCAGAUAAUGAGCUCAUUUUUGCAUUGACAAGAAAGCCUGACCACGGUCAUCUGCUCCAGAGGCAAACUGCCUCUGAGCCUCUGGAGAAUGGGAGAGUUUUAGCCCAGGGCUCUACCUUCACCUACCAGGACAUCCUAGCUGGGCUGGUUGGGUAUGUGCCUGGUGUCCCUGGCAUGGACAUGGAUGAGUUCCAGUUCUCUCUCACUGAUGGCCUCCACGUGGACACAGGGAGGAUGAAGAUCUACAUAGAACUGCCUACAAGUGACACACCUCACUUGGCUAUAAACCGAGGCCUACAGCUCUCAUCAGGGUCUGUAGCACACAUCACAGAACAGCACUUGAAAGUGACAGAUAUUGACUCAGAUGGUCAUCAGGUUAUGUACAUCAUAAAGGAAGAUCCUGGUGCAGGGCGCCUGCAGAUGGUGAAGCAUGGCAACCUGGAGCAAAUUUCUGUUAAAGGCCCUGUCCGAAGUUUCACCCAGGCAGACAUUAGCCAAGGCCAUGUAGAAUAUAGUCAUGGAACAGGAGAACCUGGCGGGAGCUUUGCUUUUAAAUUUGAUGUGGUUGAUGGAGAAGGCAACAGAUUGAUUGACCAGUCAUUUUCCAUCAGCGUUCUAGAAGACAAAUCCCCACCAGUCAUCAUCACCAAUAAAGGACUGGUCUUGGAUGAAAACUCAGUGAAGAAAAUCACCACCCUGCAGCUGUCUGCCACCGACCAGGACAGUGGCCCUACAGAAUUGAUCUACAGAAUCACCAGACAGCCCCAGCUGGGCCACCUGGAACAUGCAACAUCACCAGGUAUCCAGAUUAGUUCCUUUACUCAAGCUGAUCUGACUUCACGAAAUAUUCAGUAUGUCCAUUCUAGUGAGGCUGAGAAACAUUCAGAUGCCUUCAGCUUUACACUGUCUGAUGGAGUCAAUGAGGUGACUCAGACUUUCCAUAUCACUCUUCACCCUGUCGAUGAUUUGCUGCCCAUCGUACAGAACUCAGGGAUGCGGGUGCAGGAGGGCGUGAGGAAGACCAUCACAGAGUUUGAGCUUAAGGCGGUGGAUGCUGACACAGAGGCCGAAUCUGUCACUUUCACCAUCGUGCAGCCUCCACGCCAUGGCACCAUUGAGCGAACCAGCAAUGGGCAGCAUUUCCACCUCACCUCCACCUUCACCAUGGAAGACAUCUACCAGAACCGGGUCAGCUACAGCCAUGACAGCAGUAACUCCCUCAAGGACUGGUUCACCUUCACUGUUUCUGAUGGGACAAACCCCUUCUUUAUCAUUGAGGAAGGGGGAAAAGAGGUUAUGACAGCAGCACCUCAGCGGUUCCAAGUAGACAUCCUCCCAGUAGAUGAUGGCACGCCUAGAAUUGUCACCAACCUGGGACUCCAGUGGCUGGAAUACAUGGAUGGCAAGGCAACCAACCUGAUCACCAAGAAGGAACUGCUGACCGUGGACCCAGACACCGAGGACGCGCAGCUAGUCUAUGAGAUAACGACGGGCCCUAAGCAUGGCUUUGUGGAGAACAAGCUGCAACCUAGCAGAGCUGCUGCCACUUUCACCCAGGAGGAUGUGAACUUGGGGUUGAUUCGUUACGUGUUGCAUGAGGAGAAGAUCCAUGAGAUGAUGGAUAGUUUUCAGUUUCUGGUGAAAGACAGUAAACCCAACGUGGUCAGCGACAAUGUCUUCCAUAUCCAGUGGUCCCUCAUCAGCUUUAAAUAUACCAGCUACAACGUCAGUGAGAAGGCAGGGUCUGUCAGUGUCAUGGUGCAGAGGACUGGGAACCUGAACCAAUAUGCCAUCGUCCUGUGUCACACCGAGCAAGGCACCGCCAGCUCCAGCUCUAGGGUCAGCUCCCAACCUGGGCAACAGGACUACGUAGAGUAUGCUGGCCAGGUCCAGUUUGAUGAGCGAGAGGACACCAAGUCCUGCACCAUUGUCAUCAACGAUGACGACGUGUUUGAAAAUGUUGAGAGUUUCACUGUGGAGCUCAGCAUGCCAGCUUAUGCCCUGUUAGGGGAAUUCACCCGGGCAAAGGUCAUUAUCAACGACAGUGAGGAUGAACCCACAUUAGAGUUUGACAAGAAGAUCUACCGGGUCAACGAGAGUGCUGGUUUUCUGUUUGCACCUAUUGAAAGAAAAGGAGAUGCAAGCAGCAUUGUAUCUGCAGUUUGCUACACAGUCCCUAAGUCAGCUAUGGGAAGUAGCCUCUAUGCUCUAGAAUCAGGCUCUGAUUUUAAAUCUAGAGGGAUGUCUGCUGCGAGUCGUGUGAUAUUCGGGCCUGGUGUGACCAUGUCCACCUGUGAUGUCAUGCUUAUUGAUGACAGCGAGUAUGAAGAGGAAGAAGAGUUUGAGAUUGCCUUGGCAGAUGCCUCUGACAAUGCCCGCAUUGGAAGGGUGGCGACAGCCAAGGUGCUCAUUAGUGGUCCCAACGAUGCCUCCACUGUGUCCCUGGGCAACACAGCUUUCACUGUCAGUGAGGACGCAGGCACAGUAAAGAUUCCAGUUAUCCGCCAUGGUACUGACCUCUCUACUUUCACAUCUGUCUGGUGUGCAACACGGCCCUCAGACCCAGCUUCUGCCACACCAGGAGUUGACUAUGUUCCCAGCUCUCGGAAGGUGGAAUUUGGGCCCGGUGUCACUGAACAGUAUUGCACCUUGACUAUCUUGGAUGACACUCAGUAUCCAGUAAUUGAAGGACUGGAGACAUUUGUGGUUUUCCUCAGCUCAGCACAAGGAGCCGAACUGACCAAACCCUUCCAGGCAGUCAUUGCAAUUAAUGACACAUUCCAAGAUGUGCCCAGCAUGCAGUUUGCCAAGGAUUUGCUCCUAGUGAAGGAGAAGGAGGGUGUCCUGCAUGUCCCUAUUACUCGGAGCGGAGACCUGAGCUAUGAGUCAUCAGUGAGGUGCUAUACUCAGAGCCAUUCCGCUCAGGUCAUGGAGGACUUUGAGGAGAGACGAAAUGCAGACUCUUCACGGAUUACGUUUCUGAAAGGGGACAAAGUGAAGAACUGUACGGUCUAUAUCCACGAUGACUCCAUGUUUGAGCCAGAGGAACAGUUCAGGAUCUACCUCGGGCUUCCUCUUGGAAACCACUGGAGUGGAGCUAGAAUUGGAAAGAAUAACAUGGCCACCAUCACCAUAUCAAAUGAUGAAGAUGCCCCCACCAUUGAGUUUGAAGAGGCUGCAUACCAAAUCCGGGAACCCGCAGGCCCAGAUGCCAUUGCAAUUCUGAACAUCAAGGUGAUCCGCAGAGGGGAUCAGAACAGGACCUCCAAGGUUCGCUGCAGCACGCGGGAUGGCUCUGCCCAGUCUGGUGUGGAUUAUUACCCAAAGAGCCGAGUCUUGAAGUUCAGUCCUGGUGUGGAUCAUAUCUUUUUUAAAGUUGAGAUCCUGUCCAAUGAAGACCGCGAAUGGCAUGAAUCUUUCUCAUUAGUCCUUGGCCCAGAUGACCCAGUGGAAGCAGUUCUCGGGGAUGUGACUACUGCCACAGUGACGAUUCUAGACCAGGAGGCAGCAGGGAGCCUCAUAUUGCCAGCACCACCCAUUGUGGUCACACUUGCUGACUAUGACCAUGUGGAAGAAGUUACCAAGGAAGGAGUCAAGAAAUCCCCCUCCCCAGGCUACCCGCUGGUCUGUGUCACCCCCUGUGACCCUCAUUUCCCCAGAUAUGCUGUCAUGAAGGAGCGCUGCAGUGAGGCCGGCAUCAACCAGACAUCUGUGCAGUUCAGCUGGGAAGUGGCUGCCCCCACUGAUGGCAAUGGGGCCCGGUCUCCCUUUGAAACCAUCACUGACAACACACCAUUCACCAGUGUCAACCACAUGGUCCUGGACAGCAUUUACUUCAGCCGGAGGUUCCAUGUGCGUUGUGUGGCCAAGGCUGUGGACAAGGUGGGCCAUGUGGGGACCCCCUUAAGGAGCAACAUUGUUACCAUUGGAACAGACAGUGCUAUCUGCCACACACCAGUGGUGGCUGGGACAUCCAGAGGCUUCCAGGCUCAGUCCUUCAUUGCAACCUUGAAAUACCUCGAUGUCAAACAUAAAGAGCAUCCAAACAGAAUCCACAUUUCGGUGCAGAUCCCACAUCAGGAUGGAAUGCUGCCCCUUAUCUCCACCAUGCCGUUGCACAACUUGCAUUUUCUACUGUCUGAGUCCAUCUACAGACACCAGCACGUCUGCUCCAAUUUAGUUACCACCUAUGACCUGAGAGGCAUCUCAGAGGCAGGGUUCCUGGAUGAUGUGGUCUAUGACAGCACCGCCCUGGGGCCUGGCUAUGAUCGCCCCUUCCAGUUUGACCCCAGCGUGCGAGAGCCAAAGACCAUCCAGCUCUACAAACACCUGAAUCUGAAGAGCUGCGUGUGGACCUUUGAUGCUUAUUACGACAUGACUGAGCUGAUUGAUGUCUGUGGGGGCUCUGUAACCGCCGACUUCCAGGUGAGGGACUCUGCUCAGUCCUUCUUGACAGUGCACGUUCCUCUGUAUGUGUCCUACAUCUAUGUGACAGCCCCCAGGGGCUGGGCCUCCUUGGAGCACCACACUGAGAUGGAGUUUUCUUUCUUCUAUGACACUGUUCUCUGGAGAACAGGAAUCCAGACAGACAGUGUGCUCUCUGCAAGGCUUCAGAUAAUAAGAAUCUACAUUCGAGAGGAUGGCCGUCUUGUCAUUGAAUUCAAGACCCAUGCCAAAUUCAGAGGACAGUUUGUGAUGGAGCACCACACUCUCCCGGAUGUGAAAUCUUUCAUAUUGACUCCAGAACACCUAGGAGGAAUUGAAUUUGACUUGCAGCUGUUAUGGAGUGCUCAGACUUUUGAUUCUCCAUAUCAACUCUGGAGAGCCACAAGCUCUUAUAACAGGAAAGACUACUCGGGAGAGUACACCAUCUACCUGAUCCCUUGCACAGUGCAGCCCACACAGCCAUGGGUUGACCCAGGAGAGAAGCCUUUGGCCUGCACUGCACAUGCCCCGGAAAGAUUCCUGAUACCCAUUGCAUUCCAGCAGACCAACCGCCCUGUGCCAGUUGUGUAUUCACUUAACACUGAAUUUCAGCUCUGCAAUAAUGAGAAGGUGUUCCUAAUGGAUCCCAAUACAUCUGAUAUGUCACUGGCAGAAAUGGAUUACAAAGGAGCCUUUUCAAAAGGUCAAAUCCUUUAUGGCCGAGUACUUUGGAAUCCAGAACAAAACCUUAAUUCUGCUUACAAACUCCAGCUGGAGAAAGUCUAUCUUUGUACGGGCAAGGAUGGCUAUGUCCCUUUCUUUGAUCCCACGGGGACAAUCUACAAUGAAGGGCCCCAGUAUGGAUGCAUUCAGCCAAACAAACACCUAAAACACAGAUUCCUGCUGUUGGACCGCAAUCAGCCAGAGGUAACUGAUAAGUACUUCCAUGAUGUGCCUUUUGAGGCUCACUUUGCCUCUGAGUUGCCUGAUUUCCAUGUGGUCAGUAGCAUGCCAGGUGUGGAUGGAUUUACUCUAAAAGUAGAUGCACUCUAUAAGGUGGAAGCAGGACACCAGUGGUAUCUCCAGGUCAUCUACAUCAUUGGCCCCGACACCAUCUCAGGGCCCCGGGUCCAGCGCUCUCUCACAGCUCCACUCAGACGCAACCGAAGGGACCUCGUGGAGCCCAGUGGCAGGCUGACCCUUGAUGAUUCCCUCAUCUAUGACAAUGAAGGAGACCAAGUCAAGAAUGGCACCAAUAUGAAGUCCCUGAAUCUGGAGAUGCAAGAGCCAGCGGUAGCUGCGUCCCUGUCACAGACUGGGGCAUCCAUUGGCAGUGCUCUGGCUGCGAUCAUGCUUCUACUUCUGGUGUUUUUGGUGGCUUGUUUCAUUAACAGGAAAUGCCAGAAACAGAGGAAGAAGAAGCCCGCAGAGGACAUUUUGGAGGAAUAUCCUCUGAAUACUAAGAUAGAAGUGCCCAAGAGGCACCCGGACCGGGUGGAGAAGAACGUAAAUAGACAGUACUGCACUGUGCGGAACGUCAACAUCCUGAGCGAGCCUGAGGCGGCUUACAUGUUCAAAGGUGCUAAAGUAAAAAGACUGAAUCUAGAAGUCAGAGUUCACAACAAUUUACAAGAUGGAACAGAAGUUUAAUGGAGGAGACCUGUGUGUAUUUUUUUCUAAAAUCAUUUUUAUAAAAUGGGGGGAAAUACUGGUAUUUUUAUAAUCUCACAGAUGACAAAGGGAAAACUAUAGCUUUGAGUGGCAGACGGCACACAUCACAUGCAUCAACUCACAACUGAGCUACCUCAUUCAACAAAGAACCACUGAGACCUCCAGAAUGUUAGAGUUAUUUCCAUAGAUCCCUGUAAUCGUGUCAACAGCUGUACACAGCUCCUUCUGUAAGGCUGGUCUUAGAAAACAAAUACUUUAGUAUCAGGACAGGAGUCGAACAAUUAGGUUAGCAGAUGGAGAUGAGAGGACUGGGUACUGUACCAUGGCAGAUCUCAGAGAGAAGAAGUAGGUACAGGGCCUUUGGUUCCCUCCCCCAGUCCCAGCUUUCUCCUACAGGGCUUUUCCUCAACCCCCAGACAGCAGAGUAUGAACUGCCGACACCCAGAUUCCAUUAAAAAUUCUACUAAUCGACACAACACAUAUAUUUGCUCAUGAUUUCCACUUGACAGCGUAUGCUCCUUGGCCUCUAAUUGUACUUUGCUUUUCAGAGCCCUUUUUACCUGGGGAUUUCAAUGUGCUUAAGUAGAAUCCUCUGAAAACCAUGGGAGCCUCCGCCUCCUCAGGCACAGAGAACUCCCUCCUACAAAGUGGGAGACUGAAACCUGAGUUAAGGAGGGGCCUGGCAGGUGUAUCAGAGCACAUUAGUGAUGCCCUUCACCCCAGGGAGGUGUCUUUGUUCCCAACUGGUUUACGUGGCACUGAGACAUCCCUCCCUGGCCAAGGAUGCUGCAAAACAGAUCAAUGUACUAUGGCCUUUUAAUUCAACAUUGCCGUAAAUACUUUAAAGAAAACCUGCCACACUUUCCUGCUACUCCAGGCUUUGCCCAGUCCCGUAAUAGACAAUCCAUGUGCUUUGCUAGCUAUGGGUUUUUAUUGUGUUAGUGCUUCUGGAGAGUAAGUGAUUCAUUUGAAUAAGGCAAAUUAGGAGAAAGCCCAGGUUGGGGUGAAAUAAGACUUAACAGAUACAUGCUGGUUCUCCUUGCUGUGUGAGACACAGCAGACAGAGGCACUGUUCCUGGUGCAGUAUUUCAGGGAUUUCUCUUUGAGGGGUUCUUUUCUGGUAGCUCAGGCAAUUAUUUUUACCAUAUCAGCACAUGACAAGGCCAUGAACACAUGGCUCUAAAAUAAUUUAGUGUUGAAGUAUCAGCUUAACUAUUUUGUGUAGGCUACACACAGCUUGCUUUUGUUUCUCUUGUUUCUGCCUUAUUGGCAGAAACAUAAGCAUGCAUGCCAUGUUGUUUUGAAUUGGAGGCACGGUUUCAUUAUUCAAGAGUAAAAGACAUGUCCUCUUCUGAUGCAUGGCACACCACAGUCACCAAGCAAAUAAUGGAGCCUUCACAUUGUGUAAUAUAUGUAUGAGAAUGACUCAAGCUCUUUGAGAACAUUCCAAACUAGUAACAUUUCGCUACGAAAAGCUAGAAAGGAUGAACUGUGAAAGGUUCUAGGCAGCUCUGUGAGACUCCAAGAUCCUUGAAAGUAGGACCUUUGUGAGCCACGCCUUUCAUUCUUCAGCAGUGCCUUGCGUGUAACAAGCACUCCAGAAAUAUUUGUUGAAUGAAUGAAUGGUGUCAUGGGUGAAUGAUAGGGGAAUAAAUUUAGGAAGGGAAAGUGAGAGAGUAUGGUGGCAAUAUCACAAGGGAGGAGAGAGGAAAACAAUUAUCUUCUCUACUUGGAUUAUGAGAUAAUCUUUUACUUGGAGCAAAGAAACACUGCUUUACAAAGGCAUGACUCUGACAGUGGUCCUAAGGAAGCAUGAACAGAAAGUUCAUAAUAAUGUAUCAGCAGCAGAUGAGAUUAUGAAUUGGCAUCCAGAACAGGAGAUUUAGAGGAAAAUCUGAUUUAGCAUUCUGGAAUGAGUGUCAGGUUUUCAGGAGAGAAUGAAUUGGGUAAGUCCAGAGUCUGAAACUCCUGACUGGUGAGAUGCUACUUAAGACCAGCUUGGACAAUUCAGGGCAGAACUCCUAUAUCAGCCUCAUGGACACCCAUAAUUGGUAUCUCAUGGCUGGAGAGCUGAUCAGGCAGGGUACAGAAUCUCCAGAACAACCUAGAGAGUGAAUGCUAAUUUGUAGAGGGAAUUUCCAUUGGGUCCAUUAUUUGUAACUGUGUAACUGCUCCAAGUGCCAGAAUGCUUACACGUUAAAGCAGAACCUUUCCAUUUGCCCAAAUAUUCUUCUUGCACACCCCUUCCAUUACUGCUGAAUGGGAAGAGUGCAGAGGUGGCAGAAGGAAGCUAGAGUGGGAAGGACUAAAGACUGAGCCCCAGAGUGCUCCCAGCAACUGCCACGUACAAGGUUGGAAAUGACAAGGGCAAGAGUGAGAUACGAAACUGUGUGUGAAAGGAAAGCCCUUGCAGUAUUUCUGCCCGCCUUUCUACAUGUACGUUAUUGAAUGCCAGUACUUCUCUAGUGGAUGCACACUUGUUAAAUAGUGUUAAGAGAUGUAGAGAUAGAAUAUACCCCUUUGAUGUAGAAUUAUUCAUUUGGUUUGUUUCAUACUUCAUCAUAGGAAUCAAGUAAUUUGAUGACUAAUGUGGAUUAUAUUUCAGUCAAAGCUCUGCUUUCAAUUUCUCUGAUUUGCUCACUAAUGCCUUGUGUGUGUUUUACUAACCUUUUAUAUCUUGCCUUCAAGUGAGAAGGAACAAACAACUCUCAGUGGUUGCUACUUGCUAUUAUAUGCUGGCUGUGAAGGUUAAAAGAAAGAAUGGUCUGCACCAUUUUUUCUGCCUCGCUGCCCUUUUAUUGUACCCCAGGCCUCCUAGAGGACUCCUGCAGAUUCUGUUGUUGGGUGGGAAAUAGUGUUGCAAUGUGUUUGCACAGUCUUAUGAUAUUCAGUCUCAGUCUGCUAUAGGUAUUUGUUAUUCUUGGAUACUACACACCUGCUCGGACUGAGUAAACAUUUGUGGUGCUGUCAACCUGAUUUCUUGACUCUCAAAUGAUUUUUGUAUUUCAAAUAUGAAUUUGUGUGUUAUGAAUUUCUGAUUUCUCCAGUAGUAUAUGCCACUAUAUAAAUUUGUAUUAAUAAAUGACAUUCUGGUUGUUUU